GAUGCUACCUGGAAAUAUCUCAGCAUUCAAAGGCCAGAAACUUCAACAAAGACUUGACUUUGAAACAUUGCACACAAUUUGCAGAAUUUUGUUAUAAAAAGAACACAACCAAAAAGAAAAGAGCACAAAGAAAGAUCACAAAAGUGAAAUUGAAAACAAAGGAAACAAUUAAACAUGGCAAAUGAGGAAGUGAAGUUGUAUGGGAUGACCUUGAGCCCUUUCGUAUUGCGAGUCGAAUGGGCAUUGAAACUCAAGCACGUUGAGUACAAGUACGUGAACGAAGAUUUGAAGAACAAGAGUCCGCAACUCCUGCAAUACAAUCCUGUCCACAAACAAGUGCCUGUGCUUGUCCACAAUGGAAAGCCAAUCUGCGAAUCAACUAUCAUACUUGAGUACAUCGACGAGGUUUGGAAAAAUAGUUGCCCACUCCUGCCCUUAGAUCCACAUGAGAAAGCCGUUGCUCGUUUCUGGGCUAAAUUUGCAGAAGAAAAGUGCCUACAUUCGUCUUUUGAUGUAAUGUCCAAUGCCGGGGAGGAGCUGAAGAAGGCUGUGGAGGAGCUGAAGAAAAAUCUCAAGACACUGGAAGGAUACCUGGAAGGAAAGAAGUUCUUCGGUGGAGACAUUAUAGGGCUUGUGGACAUUGUUGCUGGUUGGAUCCCUUGCUGGCUUCCAAUGAUUGAGGAGCUAGUUGGAGUGACCAUUGUCAAUGAAGAGCAUCUGCCGCUGAUUAAGGCCUGGAUGCAUGAUGUCCUUGAGCUCGAUGUUGUUAAAGAGACUAUGCCUCCUCUGGACAAAACUGCGGCACACAUGAAGGCAAUUCGUGAAAAUGUUCUAGCUGCAAAAUCCAUCUAGAAGUUAGAAGAAGAGUUAUGUACCUGGAAAAGUUGUUUCUGUAAACCUUGCAUUGAGUCUGAUAACAACGAAAUGCUUGUGAUGUAUGUUUCUCGGAGUUACUAGAGAAAAUAUAUUAAGAAUAA
Messenger RNA from Dioscorea cayenensis subsp. rotundata (Guinea yam), 977 nucleotides. RefSeq names its product glutathione transferase GST 23-like. Gene Ontology annotation, molecular function: glutathione transferase activity. The transcript has 2 exons. Gene Ontology annotation, biological process: glutathione metabolic process. Bases 175 to 852 code for a protein of 225 amino acids. Gene Ontology annotation, cellular component: cytoplasm. The record is from RefSeq and is a predicted model, not a curated record. NCBI's taxonomy places the organism in Eukaryota, Viridiplantae, Streptophyta, Magnoliopsida, Dioscoreales, Dioscoreaceae.